UGAGAUGGUGAACCGGUAAGAGGAGCUGGAGGGACUCGGAGGAAACGAAAGCCCUCUGGUUUCGGUCCUGGGUGAAGUGUUCGGGCGCGGAGACGUGUUUAUUCCUUCAGCUGUAGGAGGAGGAGAGGAGAGGGGCAUUUAAAGCCGCAGGAGUGGUGGCAGUGUUAGCUAAAGGGAAGGGAAGAAGAAAAACAGACUCCGGGGAGUUUUAGGAGGUCAUCUGGGAGCAAUUAGUUACAGAGAGACGAAGAAGGAGAAGAAGAUAACCGCCUGAAAGCUUGGUGUGUAUCUGCAGGAGAGAGAGAGAGAGAGAGAGCUGAACCGAAUGAACCCGAGGCCGGGCUGACCCAGCCGGAGAGAGAGAGAGAGACACACACACACACACACACACACUCUCAGCCUUCCUCCUGCACGGGAGUCUAACCUCCAGCAAUCCAGGCAGAGACCUCAUGAAUGGAAAUCAGCACUUCAGGAGCCGUUGGGGCUGCGCCCCUGUUCUCCAUGCCACGCAGGCCUGGCUAUGGCACCAUGGGCAAACCCAUCAAGCUGCUGGCCAACUGCUUUCAGGUGGACAUCCCGAAGAUGGACGUCUACCUGUACGAGGUGGACAUCAAACCCGAGAGAUGUCCACGCCGUGUCAACAGGGAGGUCGUGGACUCCAUGGUGCAGCAUUUUAAAGUGACCAUCUUUGGAGACAGAAGGCCGGUCUAUGAUGGCAAGAGGAGCCUGUACACAGCACAACCUCUACCGGUUGCUGCAGGUGGAGUAGACCUUGAUGUGACCUUGCCUGGGGAAGGAGGCAAGGAUCGGCCCUUUAAAGUCUCUAUCAAGUUUGUGUCUCUGGUCAGCUGGCACAUGCUGCACGAGGUGCUGACUGGUCGGACCAUGCCCGAGCCUCUGGACCUGGAUAAGCCGAUCAGCACCAACCCUGUGCACGCCGUAGACGUGGUGCUGCGCCACCUGCCCUCCAUGAGGUACACACCAGUGGGCCGGUCCUUCUUUUCAUCUCCAGAAGGUUAUGAUCAUCCAUUGGGCGGUGGCAGGGAGGUGUGGUUCGGGUUCCACCAAUCAGUGAGGCCUGCUAUGUGGAAGAUGAUGCUGAAUAUAGACGUGUCUGCUACGGCGUUCUACAAAGCCCAGCCGGUGAUCCAGUUCAUGUGUGAGGUCCUGGACAUCCAUAACAUUGACGAGCAGCCACGCCCUCUCACAGACUCCCACAGAGUCAAAUUCACCAAAGAAAUCAAAGGUCUGAAGGUGGAAGUGACUCACUGCGGCACCAUGAGGAGGAAGUACCGGGUGUGUAAUGUCACCCGUCGGCCUGCCAGCCACCAAACGUUUCCAUUGCAACUGGAGAACGGGCAGACUGUGGAGAGAACAGUGGCGCAGUACUUCCGUGAGAAAUACAGCCUACAGCUCAAAUAUCCACACCUACCCUGUCUGCAGGUGGGCCAGGAGCAGAAACACACAUAUCUGCCCCUAGAGGUGUGUAAUAUCGUAGCGGGCCAGCGCUGCAUUAAGAAACUGACGGAUAACCAAACUUCCACCAUGAUUAAAGCCACAGCUCGAUCAGCACCGGACAGGCAGGAGGAGAUCAGCCGGCUGGUACGAAGUGCAAACUACGAGGCUGACCCGUUCGUGCAGGAGUUCCAGUUCCGCGUCAGGGAUGAGAUGGCCGAAGUGACCGGCCGCGUAUUGCCCGCCCCCAUGCUGCAGUACGGCGGCAGGAAUCGUACAGUGGCCACUCCGAGCCAUGGUGUAUGGGACAUGAGAGGGAAGCAGUUCCACACCGGUGUUGAAAUUAAAAUCUGGGCCAUCGCCUGCUUCGCCACUCAGAGACAGUGCAGGGAGGAAAUCCUCAAAAGCUUUACCGAUCAGCUGCGUAAAAUUUCAAAAGACGCCGGGAUGCCAAUUCAGGGCCAGCCGUGCUUCUGCAAGUACGCUCAGGGAGCAGACAGUGUAGAGCCUAUGUUCAGACACUUGAAGAACACCUAUGCUGGCCUGCAGCUCAUCAUCGUCAUCCUGCCUGGGAAAACACCCGUCUAUGCGGAGGUGAAGCGUGUCGGAGACACUCUCCUUGGGAUGGCCACCCAGUGUGUCCAGGUAAAGAACGUGGUAAAGACAUCGCCGCAGACUCUCUCGAACCUCUGCCUUAAGAUCAACGUCAAGCUAGGUGGCAUCAACAACAUCCUGGUUCCUCAUCAACGUCCGUCCGUCUUCCAGCAGCCGGUCAUUUUUCUAGGUGCUGAUGUCACUCAUCCGCCUGCUGGAGAUGGCAAGAAGCCGUCCAUCGCUGCGGUGGUGGGCAGCAUGGAUGCUCACCCGAGUCGUUACUGUGCCACGGUGCGUGUGCAGAGGCCCAGGCAGGAGGUCAUCCAGGACCUGGCCUCCAUGGUCCGAGAGCUCCUCAUCCAGUUCUACAAAUCCACGCGCUACAAGCCCACACGCCUCAUCUUCUACAGAGACGGCGUGUCCGAGGGACAGUUCAGACAGGUGCUCUAUUAUGAGCUGCUGGCCAUUCGGGAAGCCUGUAUAAGUCUGGAGAGAGAGUACCAACCGGGCAUCACGUAUAUUGUUGUGCAAAAACGCCACCAUACACGCCUUUUCUGCGCUGACCGUAACGAGAGGGUUGGACGGAGUGGAAACAUUCCAGCCGGCACUACAGUUGACACCGACAUUACGCACCCCUAUGAGUUUGACUUUUACCUCUGCAGUCAUGCCGGAAUACAGGGCACAAGUCGGCCUUCACACUACCAUGUGCUAUGGGACGACAACUGCUUCACGGCCGACGAGUUCCAGCUGCUCACCUACCAGCUGUGCCACACAUACGUACGCUGCACACGCUCCGUCUCCAUCCCAGCGCCGGCCUACUACGCCCACCUAGUGGCCUUCCGUGCCCGCUACCACCUGGUCGACAAGGAGCAUGACAGUGCGGAGGGCAGUCAUGUGUCCGGACAGAGUAACGGUCGUGACCCCCAAGCUCUGGCCAAAGCUGUGCAGAUUCACCACGACACUCUGAGGACCAUGUACUUCGCCUAGCCCCUCCUUCUCCUCUUCCUCCUCUUUCCCAACUGCACUCACCUGUCACUCACAUGACACCAUGCACUGAAGCCCACCCCCCCCCGACAAGUCUCGGGCCGCUCUGCUGCUAAAACAAACCAAACGCAACUACAACCAAGGGGAGGGGUGGGAAUUAACACUGUUAUGCAAUACAAUAGCUCGAAGAGAAAAAAAAAAACAGCCAGGCUUCUCUAAGGGCCUGCUUCUUUCCUUUUUCCUGUGUAGAUCUUUGUCAGAAUCCUGAGAAAGGUAUGGCAUUUGUACUCGUAUUUAUUAGCAUUGAGUUUAUCUGUGUCUGUCUGUCUCUUUAACCGCAUGGAGAGCUUUUAAUCUUAUUGGUCUAGAGUUAAAUUUAAAGAGCAGAAAUUAUGGCAAGCGAUGUGAUGUUUGUUAGAUGGAAAGGUCAAACGAUUUCACUCACCACGGGAGGACGAUGUGGUGAUCGAUCCCAGCAACCGUUAAAAUCGUUAACAUGUUAGAAUGAAUUAACACUAUCGCACUUAAUAUCAGCAGGGCUAUGCAAUAUGAUCUAUACGAUACAAUACAAUACAAAACGAUACUGUAUAUGCCACAGCUAAUCACAGCCAUGCUGACAUUUAGUACAAAAGCAUGAUUGUUAGCGUGACGUUACUUUUGUACGACAGAUUUUUAAAGAGAAAAUAUUAUCAAAUAACUGACAUUUUAGACAUACUGUGGCCAAAUAUAUUAGGGUUUUAUUGAUUUAUUUUUGUUUAGUUUUUUUUUUUUUUAAUCAUGUUUUUUUUUCUUCCCAGUAAUAAGACAGUACUUAGGACACGAGUGAUGCAAACAGUGAAACGUCCCAGUGCCGUUAGGCUAAAUAUCAGCACUCUUGAAAUGCUGCUUGUCCGAUCAAAUUAGUGGACUGGCUGCUAUAUAAAUUUGGAUUAUUGUAGGUAAAGUGAUGUGAAAUUAUAUCCAAAAUAUUCUGGGGUUUUUUAAUUAUUUAAACUAAUGAAACUAGUAAGAAGAAUCUUCUAUAAUUUUAUAUACACUGCCUGGACUGAAAAUGCCAUCAGGAGAGAAAAAUAAAACCCUAUCACACAGAUUACACAGUGAUAACCUGGUGAUUCAGUACAUUCAGGUCAACGAUGCAUGAUGGGAGCAUCGCUUUACUUCUUAUCCUGACGCUCUGGAAUCUGGACUCAUCAGACCUGGCCUUUUUUAAUUGCUACAAAGUCCAAUCCUUAAGCUCCCACAACAAAUUAAAGCAUGUGGUUUUUUUUUAUGGCCACACACUGUUUAGUCCCAAUCCUGCGAGUUCACAUCACACCUUUUUCUGUAAUGCAACUUUUUCUUUCCCCCCAAAAGUUGGCAGGUCAGCGCUGUCUCUCCAGGUUUUAAUAAUGUGCUGGACAGUUCUUUACCAAAUUCCAUUUGAUCCCAGCCAAUAACUUUGAACCAUCUAAAAUUACAACCUUUUUUUGUUUGUUUGUUUUUUGUGCCAGGCAGUUUAUAUGAAAUUUAGUCCUUAUUAAUAAAAUAUCAUAUUCUGGGCACAGAACAGAUUUUAGCUUAAUAAUUCUCUUACACUGUACAACCUGAUUUGGGAUUUAUUAUAAUUUUUUUUUAUCUAAGUGCCCAUUUCCACUGUUUGCACACUUGCAUAAUUGUGUGUGUGUGUGUGUGUGUGUAUGAAAGAGAGGGAAAGAGCAUGAAGGUUUUAGAAGUAACUUCAUUGUCCAAGUUAUCGGUUGUAAGACUUGGACAUGUGCAUCAGUGCACCUCUCAGCCUUGUAUCUGUUUAUGA
This is a messenger RNA of Clarias gariepinus (North African catfish), 4825 nucleotides long. RefSeq names its product argonaute RISC catalytic component 3b (gene ago3b). NCBI's taxonomy places the organism in Eukaryota, Metazoa, Chordata, Actinopteri, Siluriformes, Clariidae. Gene Ontology annotation, biological process: regulatory ncRNA-mediated gene silencing; regulation of stem cell proliferation. The coding region runs from base 454 to 3036 and encodes 860 amino acids. Gene Ontology annotation, molecular function: protein binding; RNA binding. The record is from RefSeq and is a predicted model, not a curated record. The transcript has 19 exons.